AAAUCGUGGAAUUUCCGCACACGACACUGUCCACACUGCCUGAAAAAGAAUAUCUUGCCGGCCAGGCCAUUCGCAAGUCUGCCGUCAAAUAAUCACAUUCUAGAAAUAGGUACACUCAAUACUGGACGAACAUGGCUAGCAGUUCCACCAAGAACAAAGCGCUGCAGAUGAUAAGGUGCUUUUGCGGAUGCAGUUCCAUGACUGUCGCCGAGGUGCGGAGGAUCUACACUCUGUCGAACAGUGUGCACGAGACGCUAUUGGAUAAGGACGCCACCAGACUGCUACGCAAGUUCAUGGAGACGAGGCGCUCCGGCGACAAGGACGAGGCCGAGCAGUACCUGGACAUUUACGAGAAGUGCGCCGAGUUCCUAGCGGAGCACCAGCGCACGUUCACCCAGGACGAGGUGGACGAACUGAUCGAUCUGGGCCUGCCCUUCGACCUGGAGCAGGAUCUCUCCAGGCGCAUGCUCAGCGCCAAUCGGACGGAUAUCAGCAGCGGUCUCUAUCGCAUCCAGAGCAAAUGUCGCAACGAAAUCGAGGGCAGUAGCGAUUUUCGGGACUUUAGGGAUGCCAUUGCUGAUAAAAUGCGCCGGGUGCCAAGAUAAUAUACAUACACAAAUAAUGUUUUUGUGUGCACUGUGCAACGCCAACCAAAGUCACAUGGUUACCUUUGAAGUAUCGCUCCUCUUUCUACAUCUACUUUUCCCAGUGCCUUAGAGCCUUAUAAAAAUGUAAUAAAAACCGCCGUUUAGUCAUAGUCUUACAACGAAGACAAGGAAA
Molecule: messenger RNA, 780 nt
Organism: Drosophila erecta
Lineage: Eukaryota; Metazoa; Arthropoda; Insecta; Diptera; Drosophilidae
Exons: 2
Coding region: 132-605 (157 amino acids)
Source: RefSeq, a predicted model, not a curated record